This is a messenger RNA of Dovyalis caffra, 387 nucleotides long. The record is from the annotation of a GenBank genome assembly. NCBI's taxonomy places the organism in Eukaryota, Viridiplantae, Streptophyta, Magnoliopsida, Malpighiales, Salicaceae.
AUGACGAAGCUAUUGGCUUCUCUAUCUCUCUUGCUCCGACGAGUCUGUCGGUGGAGGAGGGGUGUUUCAGCUGGCAGCUCAGCAUGGGAAUGGGUUUCAGUGGUGGUUGAUGGCGUUAGGAGUGGCCGGCAUUCACAGCAGUGGGUUUCAGCAAGGCCAGUGGUAGCUGGCGUUGCAGGUGGGUUUUGGAUGAGAGGAUGUGGGAAAACAGGUAUUCGAGCAGCUGGUGGAAGACAUGGGGCAGCUUUGGGCGAGUUUCGAUGGAGAUGGCAGUUGGAGAGGUCAGCAGUUGCUGGUAGUUUGGGGCUGUUAUGGUCGGCUUGGGAGUGGGUGGCAGUGGUGGUUGAGGGGUUGUGGGUGAGGAGAGUUUGCAGGUCUUGGUUGUAG